AGGAGUGCUUGGCUCACCCUGCCGCGUGCCGGGAGAAUCGGACCCUCACAACCGUUUGGAUUUGCCCUCUUCCUCCUUUUGAAUAUCCGAGGUCGGCGCCAGAAUUGGAACGCGAGGCUGGGUUCUCCCUGUUUCCCGGUUCUGCCUUUGGGGAAGCGCGGAAGGAAAGGAAGGGCGUGCGCUUGAUGACCGGCCCCUUCAGUCUCUCCCUGGGCGUGAGGUUCCCUCUUGCGCUGCUGUGAGGACGCGUCCUUGCACAUCUGGCCGCAGGUGUGUUUGUUAGCAGAAGUGGAAACUGAUGCAUGGAGAAGGGGAGAAAAGCCUUUCUUCUACACACUCCCCAAGGACCCCAAAGACCUUGUAAAUCGAUCCUGUGUCCAGACACGUGUACUUGAAUGAUCAUCGGAGAAGGGCUUAAAUACUGGAGCAGAACGUGGGAACUCCUAGCAUUUUAAGGGAUUCGCGUGUAUUUCCAAAAAUGAUCGUUGACCACCGUCCAGCACCGGCAGUGUGGGAUCCGUGAGCGUUUCGCCCUCCAGCGGCUUCAACAUGUUCUCCCGUUGGUUACCUGGGCUAAAUAGGGGUUUGGCCACACCCACCGGAAGGAUCGUGCAGCUGGUCGGGCGGUCUCUAUCCAGAAGUCUGCAGCUGAGCUCACGACAGAGCGUUCCAGAACUCAGUAGCUUUGUUGCCCGGACCAACACGUGUGGAGAGUUGCGUGCUUCGCACUUAGGCCAAGAAGUCACCUUGUGUGGAUGGAUUCAGUACCGAAGGCAAAACAUCUUCCUGGUGUUAAGAGAUUUCCAGGGGCUUGUUCAAGUUCUCAUUCCUCAGGAUGAGUCCGCUGCUUCCGUGAAGAAGAUUUUAUGUGACGCCCCCAUGGAAUCUGUGGUGCAAGUGUCUGGGACAGUGGUUUCCCGGCCUCCAGGACAAGAGAACCCAAAAAUGCCAACAGGUGACAUUGAAAUCAAGGUUAAAACGGCUGAACUUCUGAAUCCGUGCAAGAAGCUGCCCUUUGAAAUUAAGGACUUUAUGAAGAAAACAGAGGCUCUUCGUUUGCAGUAUCGCUACUUAGACUUGCGCAGUUCCCAAAUGCAGUAUAACCUGCGGCUGAGGUCCCAGAUGGUCAUGAAAAUGCGGGAAUAUCUCUGUAAUCUACAUGGGUUUGUGGAUGUAGAAACACCAACAUUGUUUAAGAGGACUCCAGGAGGUGCAAAAGAGUUUGUGAUACCGUCCAGGGAACCUGGAAAGUUCUAUUCUCUCCCUCAGAGUCCACAACAGUUUAAGCAGCUUCUGAUGGUUGGUGGUUUAGACAGAUAUUUUCAGGUUGCCAGAUGUUAUCGAGAUGAAGGCUCAAGGCCAGACAGACAGCCUGAGUUUACGCAGAUUGACAUAGAGAUGUCUUUUGUAGACCAGACCGGGAUCCGGAGUCUAAUUGAGGGUUUGCUGCAGUAUUCCUGGCCCAGUGACAAAGGGCAUGUAGGGGUGCCUUUUCCUUCUAUGACUUUUGCUGAGGCUUUGGCCAGCUAUGGAACUGAUAAACCCGACACUCGCUUUGGGAUGAAGAUUGUAGACAUCAGUGAUGUGUUCAGAAGCACAGAGGUUGGAUUUCUUCAAGAUGCACUUAGUAAACCCCAAGGAACUGUCAAAGCCAUACGCAUCCCUGAAGGAGCAAAAUACUUAAAAAGGAAAGACAUUGAAUCCAUUAGGAAAAUUGCAGCUGACCAUUUUGAUCAGGAAGUCUUACCUGUGUUCCUGAAAGCCAAUAGGAACUGGAAUUCUCCGGUUGCUAAGCUUGUGAUGGAGGAGCAAGGACUGGGCCUGAUCAGACGAAUGGAGAACCAGGAGGAGGACGUGGUCCUGCUAACGGCCGGAGAGCACAAGAGAGCAUGCUCCUUGCUGGGAAAAUUACGGCUGGAAUGUGCUGACCUUCUAGAAGCAAGAGGAGUGCUGCUCCGUGACCCAGCUCUGUUCUCUUUCCUUUGGGUGGUGGAUUUCCCACUCUUCCUUCCCAAGGAGGGAAACCCCGGGGAGCUGGAGUCAGCCCACCACCCAUUCACGGCUCCCCAUCCCAGUGAUAUCCACCUUCUCCACACUGAGCCCGAAAAGGUCCGUAGCCAGCACUAUGACUUGGUUUUAAACGGCAGUGAAGUAGGAGGCGGCUCUAUCCGAAUCCAUGAUGCACCACUCCAGCGCUACAUCCUGGAAACGUUACUGAAGGAAGAUGUGAAAUUGCUCUCCCACCUGCUCCAGGCUUUAGAUUACGGGGCGCCCCCUCAUGGAGGAAUUGCCUUAGGGUUAGACAGACUGAUGUGCCUUGUCACGGGAGCGCCAAGCAUCAGAGACGUCAUAGCCUUCCCAAAGUCCUUCCGGGGACAGGACCUCAUGAGCGAUGCCCCAGAUUUUAUCCCUCCCGAGGACCUGAAGCCCUAUCAUAUUCAGGUCUCCUGGCCAACAGACGCAGAAACAGAAAAGAACUCGUUGAAUCUUCCGCACCAUCCAGAAAGCUGAGCUUUUGGGUUUCAUCCUCUGCUCCCUCUAGAGUUCUGCCAAAGAUCUGACCCAUCUUUAGGUGAAAGGACUCCAGCCAACAUUCUUUACCACAAUGAAGAACAGUACUCAACCUGGACCUGAUAACAUGCAUACUUAGGGUUUUUGUUUGGGACUUUUUUGAAGUUUCUUUUCACUUGGAAAGGUGUGAAAGAUGGCUCUUUGUUAGAAU
Myotis davidii is the source of this 2722-nucleotide messenger RNA. It is a transcript of the gene DARS2, whose product is annotated as aspartyl-tRNA synthetase 2, mitochondrial. The coding region runs from base 550 to 2511 and encodes 653 amino acids. Gene Ontology annotation, cellular component: mitochondrion; cytoplasm. Lineage: Eukaryota; Metazoa; Chordata; Mammalia; Chiroptera; Vespertilionidae. Gene Ontology annotation, molecular function: ATP binding; aspartate-tRNA ligase activity; nucleic acid binding. Gene Ontology annotation, biological process: aspartyl-tRNA aminoacylation. The transcript has 17 exons. The record is from RefSeq and is a predicted model, not a curated record.